This is a messenger RNA of Galeopterus variegatus (Sunda flying lemur), 1062 nucleotides long. Its product is annotated as protein DBF4 homolog A-like. Gene Ontology annotation, molecular function: protein serine/threonine kinase activator activity. Gene Ontology annotation, biological process: positive regulation of nuclear cell cycle DNA replication; regulation of cell cycle phase transition. Lineage: Eukaryota; Metazoa; Chordata; Mammalia; Dermoptera; Cynocephalidae. The record is from RefSeq and is a predicted model, not a curated record. Bases 379 to 1062 code for a protein of 227 amino acids. The transcript has 8 exons. Gene Ontology annotation, cellular component: Dbf4-dependent protein kinase complex; nucleus.
GCGGAGCUGGCUGCGCAAGGAGGCGGACACGUGGGGCGAGCGCGAGGCUGGGCGCGGCGCGCGGCGUGAGGGGGCGGGGCGCGCGGCGUGAGGGGGCGGGGCGCGCGUAUCGGCGCCGCGGCCGCGUGACGCGUUUUCAAAUCUUCAACCGCCGCAACCCACUCGUUUGUGCUCUGCGCCUUCCUCCUCCGCCCCUAGGAGCAGUAUCCGACCCCGGAAACCCUGCCCGCAGACGAGGCACCUUUAUUUCGUGGGAGCUGGGGCCCACGGAAGGGGAGAGGUGGCCGUCCUGUCAACGCGCCCGGAGAAGCCGUGUUUUCGCGGCCGCCCGGCGCGACACCCUCCCCGGAUCCAGCAUGUAGGUGCCAGGCGGCUGCCAUGAACUCCGGAGCCAUGAGGAUCCACAGCAAAGGACAUUUCCAGGGUGGAAUCCAAGUCAAAAAUGAAAAAAACAGACCGUCUUUGAAAUCUCUGAAAACUGAUAACAGACCAGAAAAAUGCAAAUAUAAGCCACUUUGGGGAAAAGUAUUUUACCUUGACUUACCUUCUGUCACUGUAUCUGAAAAACUGCAAAAGGACAUUAAGGAUCUGGGAGGGCGAGUUGAAGAAUUUCUCAGCAAAGAUAUCAAUUAUCUUGUUUCAAAUAAAAAGGAAGCUAAAUUUGCACAAACCUUGGGCCGUAUUUCUCCUGUACCAAGUCCAGAAUCUCCUUGUACUGCGGAAACCACUUCACCUCAUCCCAGCCAUGAUGGAAGUUCAUUUAAGUCUCCGGACACAGUGUGUUUAAGCAGAGGAAAAUUAUUAGUUGAAAAAGCUAUCAAGGACCAUGAUUUUAUUCCUUCAAAUAGUAUAUUAUCAAAUGCCUUAUCAUGGGGAGUAAAAAUUCUUCAUAUUGAUGACAUUAGAUACUACAUUGAACAAAAGAAAAAAGAACUGUAUUUACUCAAGAAAUCAAGUACUUCUGCAAGAGAUGUGGGGAAAAGAGUUUGUACUGGCACACAAAAAACAAGAACAGGAAGACUCAAAAAGCCUUUUGUAAAGGUGGAAGAUAUGAGCCAGUAA